Messenger RNA from Papaver somniferum (opium poppy), 1283 nucleotides. Its product is annotated as NADPH-dependent pterin aldehyde reductase-like. Gene Ontology annotation, molecular function: oxidoreductase activity, acting on the CH-OH group of donors, NAD or NADP as acceptor. Gene Ontology annotation, cellular component: cytosol. The record is from RefSeq and is a predicted model, not a curated record. Lineage: Eukaryota; Viridiplantae; Streptophyta; Magnoliopsida; Ranunculales; Papaveraceae. The transcript is spliced from 4 exons. Gene Ontology annotation, biological process: folic acid-containing compound metabolic process. Bases 145 to 921 code for a protein of 258 amino acids.
GAGGCUCUUCUCAAGAUUUUUGUGAACAACUCCACGUGCAUCGACGGGUUAUGAAACGGUAUCGAUAUAAAAAUCAAAAGCCAGUUACAAAAUUCCUGUUUCUCACUCUCUUCACUCCGUUUUCGUUUCUCUCUCUCUCGAAAAAUGUUACCGCCAGUACCAAAAACAGUAGUAUCAGCGAUGAACAAAGCAGCAGCAGCAGCAUCUUCAUCAAAAACUAUACUAAUAACAGGUGUAAGUAAGGGUCUUGGUAAAGCCUUGGCUUUGGAAAUGGCAAAAAGAGGUCAUACUAUUAUUGGUUGUUCACGUUCUCAGGAUAAACUUGAUUUACUUCAAACAGAACUUACUUCUUCUGCAACACAAACUUCAUCUCCAAUUCGAGAAAUUAAACAUCUUUUGAUGAAAGCUGAUGUUAGAUCAGAUGGUAGUAUUGCUGAAUUAGCUAGACUGGUGAUGGAAUCCAAAUGUUUACCUGAUAUUAUAGUAAACAAUGCAGGCACAAUUAAUAAAAACAACAGGAUCUGGGAAGUGCCAGCUGAAGAGUUUGAUGCUGUGAUAGACACCAAUAUAAAAGGGAUAGCUAAUAUUUUGCGACACUUCAUGCCACAUAUGGUUGAGAUCAAGAAAGGGAUUAUUGUUAACAUGUCAUCUGGUUGGGGAAGGUCUGGAGCUGCACAGGUCGCACCCUACUGUGCUUCGAAAUGGGCAAUUGAGGGAAUGACCAGAUCUGUUGCAAAGGAGGUACCAGAGGGAAUGGCAAUUGUGGCGGUUAGUCCAGGUGUAGUCAAUACCGACAUGCUUGCGUCGUGCUUUGGUACUUCAGCAUCAGUAUAUCAGGCACCUGAAGUUUGGGCCCCAAAAGCUGCGGCAAUGAUCCUUAAUCUUACUCCAGCAGAUAAUGGCGCUUCACUCACUGUUUGAAGAUCCUCCUUGUUUCAGACAUCCGUACAUAGGCAGAAGUUAACGUGAUUUGAAAUUGUCACAAACGUGUAAAGGGAAAUGGUGUUGAUUCAUAUAGGGGAGUAUCCUCUAUUGAUCGUUCAUAUCAUGAAGCCCUGGCGGCUGUUUUCUUGUCCGGUUUUUAGGUAGUAAGAUCAAUUAUCGAGCAUUCAUAUCAUUUGACAUCAGUUGUACUUAUCACAGUUUUUUUUUCUUUUAUCUGCUGUUGUUCAUCCCUGCAAAGUGUCCUAGUCAAUAAUUCGUUGCUGAGCAUCUUAUGACAAUUCUUUUAUAUGUCUAUCACGCAAUUGAUAUUUGGUAUAAAAUUCACUUUAGAUGGCGGA